Messenger RNA from Diaporthe amygdali, 372 nucleotides. RefSeq lists its product as uncharacterized. The transcript has a single exon. The record is from RefSeq and is a predicted model, not a curated record. Lineage: Eukaryota; Fungi; Ascomycota; Sordariomycetes; Diaporthales; Diaporthaceae.
UUGCGACCCGCGCCUCACAUCACACCCCGCUCUGAGAUCAUACCCUACGACGCCCCACUGCGAAUCUCGUUGGGUUUUUGGGAAAGCAACCACCCUGGAAAGAAGGAGGAAAGCGGAGGAGAGGGAGAAAAACAAAAACAAUCAAAACAGACAAGGGUACCCGAAGGAACGGGCUGGCGAGAAAAGCAGCGCAAGGAGAGUGGCACAACAGACGGCUCGUCUCAGGCUGCGGCUCCCUUCCGCCAGCUCAUCGGCGCGCCCAACAAACCCGAGGCCACUCUGCCAGUCGGAGGAGCACUGCACAGGACAAGGGAAAGGAAGCAGAGGAGAGGACAGCCGACCGGCAUAGGCCAGGCUCAGGAGCUGCCCUGA